Molecule: messenger RNA, 4125 nt
Organism: Rana temporaria (common frog)
Lineage: Eukaryota; Metazoa; Chordata; Amphibia; Anura; Ranidae
Gene: MPHOSPH8
Product: M-phase phosphoprotein 8
Exons: 14
Coding region: 219-2711 (830 amino acids)
Cellular component (GO): cytoplasm; nucleus
Molecular function (GO): protein binding
Source: RefSeq, a predicted model, not a curated record
UCUCGUCAAGGGCGUUCGGAAGCCAAUCGUCGCGCGGCCAACGUGAUCUCCCACGGACACACAUUCACUGCUUCGAUCCUAUUGGACAGAAUCGGGAGACCCCAGUUCGCCGCCACGUGCCGUGAUUGGCCGGGCGCUCUGUCCCUCCGGGACGUAUCGGGGAGGUGUGUGGCGCAGGAGGAUUUUCCCUGUUGUCGUCUGCCCAACUCGAGCCCAUCAUGGCGGAGUUUGCGGGACUGGAUGGGAACGAUGCUGCAGGAGAGAAGGCGGUGGCGGCGGCUGCUGGCGAGUCCACUGCUGUGGAGGAGAGAGGAGAGGCCGGAACCCGGAUGGAGGCUGCAGAGAGCGAGGAUGAGGAGGACGUGUUCGAGGUGGAGAGCAUUCUGGACGCCAAGAUAGAAGGGGGAAAAGUGUUUUACCAAGUCCGCUGGAAGGGAUAUGAUUCAAGUGGUGACACCUGGGAGCCGGAGGCCCAUCUUGAAGACUGUAAAGAAGUUCUUCUUGAGUUCAGGAGAAAACAAGCAGAAAGCAAACAGAAAGCUGCUAAGAAGGAAUCGCCGCCCAAAUUGUCUCCUGGGGAUCUUUUUGAGGCCGAAUCUGACAGUGACUCAAAAGAGGAAACCCCACAGAAAAAGAAAAAGAAAUCUAAUCAGGAGGAAGAUGACGACAAGCUGCAAGAGGAGUUGAAAAAGAAAAAAUCUAAAUCUGGAAAAUCCAAGGAAAAGUCCAAGCCUGAGGGGGAACCAGAGAGCCAGUCUACUGAAUCCAAACCAAAAAAAAGACUGUCGGAAAGCAAAGAGGAUCUGAGCAGCAAGAAACCUAAGAAGGAUGACAUCAAGGACUCUAAAAAGUCCAAGAAGGAAGAAGCCAAGGACACUAAAUUAAAAGUGAAAGAGGACCCGAAAGAAAAGAAACCCAAAAAAUCAUUGGAAUUAGAGCUGUCUAAGGAAGAAACAUUGCCUGUAGAACCGGAGGCAGAGACUGUUAGUGUAACCAGCGAUGUUCUUUCAGAAGACCGAGACAAAGUGGGUCAGGAUGAAGAUCUCGGAAAUCCAGAAGCCACCCCUCCAUAUGAAGCAGAGGAGCUCUCUUUUGGGGGUCCUUUUGAAGAGGAAAUGGAUGAAGCGAAACUGAAAAAAAAGAAAAAGAAGCAUAAAAAGAAAAAUGACUCUAAGCCCAUGUUGGUGGAACUUGGCCAGCAGGAUAAGAAAAGCCUGGUGAAAAAGCAAAAAUCCGUUGAAAAGUUAAAAGAAGCUCUGGCUGCGGAAAACCUGCCAGUUUCAGUUCCAGUUCCAGUUCUGAAGAGGCCUAGUACUGAUGACAAAGUUAGGAAAUCGGUGGACUCCUUGGUAGAAAAUAAGGAAACCAAGAAAGCUGAAUUGGUCAAGGAAAAGCCCAAGAAAAAGCAUGAGUCUGAGAAAGAAGCAAAGAAGGAGAUAAAAGUGCUAAAGACUCUCAAGGAACAGAAACAUGUGCAUGACGCCUUCUCCGUUUCUGCUGAAGAUCGAGCAGAAUGUAUGGACAGCAUUAGAAAGGAACAAGAGUUUUUUGAUGUUCGACCUUUAGAAGAAUACAAACCAAAAGAAAUAAAGCCAGCCUUUAAAGAGAGAAGAUCUACGCAAGAAGAGACCGAUUCAUGGACAUAUGGAGCUUCUGAAGGGGAUCAAGAGGUUAUGGACACAGUGUAUCGCUUGCAGGAAAACUCUGAGAACAAGGCCCAAGUAGCUGGGAUGGCAGUGGAUUUACAGUUGGAAUGGAUGACGUUGGAGGACUUUCAGAGGCAUCUUGAUGGAGCUGAUGAAAUAAUCCCAAAGGAUCCUAUCCCUAAUAGUGCAUUGAAAGAGGCUGUCAAAAAUGGUGACUACUUAACUGUAAAAUAUGCACUUAAUUCCAAAGAAGAGUACAACUUGGAUCAAGAGGACUCCAGUGGGAUGACUCUGGUGAUGAUGGCUGCAGCUGCUGGACAGGAUGACAUUCUCCGUCUUCUGAUCAGGAAAGGAGCCAAGCUCAAUGCCAGGCAAAAAAAUGGAACCACUGCGCUGAUUCAUGCUGCUGAAAAGAAUUAUCUGACAACUGUUUCCAUCCUGCUGGAAGCUGGAGCUUUUGUGAAUUUACAGCAAGCGACUGGGGAAACAGCCCUGAUGAAGGCAUGUAAGAGAGGGAAUUAUGAUAUUGUGCGACUCUUGAUAGAACAAGGUGCCGACUGUAAUGUGCUGUCAAAGCACCAGGGCAAUGCUUUACAGUUUGCUAAACAGAGCAAUAAUGUGUUGCUAUUUGAAUUAAUUAAUGGCCAUUUGGAAAAACUUUCCAAAGUGGUGGAAGAUGCAAUAAAAGAUUAUUUUGAGACACGGCUUUCUUUGCUUGAACCCAUCUUCCCCAUUGCCUGCCACAGGCUCGGCGAGGGACCAGACUUUUCUCUGGACUUCAGCUACAAACCCCCAUAUAAUAUUCCUGAAGAAUCUGGAAUACUCCUGUUUGUUUUUCAUGCAAACUUCUUUGGUAAAGAAGUGGUGGUUCGAUUAUCUGGACCAUGUAGUGUCCAGGCUGUGGUAUUAAAUGACAAGUUCCAGCUUCCUGUAUUUUUGGAUGCUCAUUUUAUUUACUCCUUUAGUCCCGUUUCUGGCCCAAACAAACUUUUUAUUAGACUCUCCGAGGUACCAACUGCAAAGGUAAAGCUACUGAUUACUGCAUACAGAGUACAACUCCAUUAGUGGAUGACAUCUUCACAAUAUUGUUCAGUGCUCCUCCUUGUACAUAAUGUGGAAAUGGACAGACCCACCUGAAAAAUCCAUAUGUUUUUAUUAGAUGUGACAUGUACAGUAUUUUAUUUUGACAAGUCAUUCCUGGCACUUGAUCUGUGUUGUGGUGUUGGGAUACGCUUUAGUUUCAAGAAGGUAUAUGUGACAGUAUGUCAUUCCUGAUAUCCAUUUGCUACAGAAAUGUUCCUUACUUGUACAGAUCAUCUUGGAUCUCCUGUAGUGGAUGUCGAGGUCCCCCCACCCAGUCUUUGUCCUGCUCAAUUGAUUAUAUAUAUAAUGCUAGUUGACCUUCUCUAAAACACAAUGUCAUUCUUGGGCUUUUUGCUACACCACCUUGACAUUGGGAAGUAUUUUUCUCCUACCAAAGCCCAGGGCUCUAGUGUAUAUUUGUAAUGUUGGAAAUGGACGUUUAAGUAGACCAAGAUGUCUUGUUUUGGCCCUUUAUCAAUUUUUAUGUUAAGGAAAAAAUUAUUUCCACAAUGUGGAAUCCUAGUAGUAAUAUUUUACAGCUUGCUAUCUUAUAUACUAUUUAGAAUAAUAUUUAAUGUUCAUGGCUGCUUAAAAAGUAAACCUUUAUUUUUCAUUAAAAGUGAUGAACAAUCACUGUGUUACUUUUUACUGUUACAAAAAAGGAAAAUGAGGUUCUAUCCUUCUGCACUCUAAAAGACACAGUAGUCAUUUGGCUGCAAGUUUUGUACUGACUGUAGACAAACAAUUGGAUGAGAGUCAAUCACAUUUCAACCAAUUCAUGCAGAAUGUGAUGAAUUGAAGAAUCCACAGGCUGUAUAGAAUUUUUAUAAUUUGAAGGUUUGCAAAUAUUUUUUCUGAUUGCACAAAAUUAAAAAAGUUUUGUUUAAAAUUAAAUAUUUAGCUUGCUCCAGCAGAUCAAGUUACACUUGUGAAUAUCCCAUAGUAUAUAUUUUUGUAUACUAGCAUAUAGGCAACUCUUUGUGAUUUAAACUCCAGAUGAAGAAAAGUUUUGUAUUUGUUUUUUUAGGGGCAUAUUAAUCUGGUUGCUAUGAACUGAAAACCUAUCAAUAUUUUUUUUUUGCUGGUAUUUAUAUAUCUGCCCCAUUGUGCUUGGUACAGUGCUUUUGAAAAUCCUUUAAAAUGCAUGACUUACAUUUUUAUAAUUCUGUAAAUUGGUUUAUAAAAACAUUAAUACUGUGCUUUGGUUGAACUUUAAAAUUAUUAUUUAUGCCCUUGCAAGAGUUCCCCUUUUUAGGUUUUUGGGAUCAUGCCCAGUAUUUGUACCUUUCGCCUAAAUUAUACAAAUGUUAAAGGUGACCCCUCAUGUGCAUCCUUUUUUGCCACAAAUGCUUUUCUGCCUAUACUUUUUUUAAUAAAAAAAGACUCUUGGAAGGAU